Drosophila innubila is the source of this 991-nucleotide messenger RNA. It is a transcript of the gene MsrA, whose product is annotated as peptide methionine sulfoxide reductase. Gene Ontology annotation, molecular function: peptide-methionine (S)-S-oxide reductase activity. The coding region runs from base 71 to 811 and encodes 246 amino acids. Lineage: Eukaryota; Metazoa; Arthropoda; Insecta; Diptera; Drosophilidae. The transcript is spliced from 4 exons. The record is from RefSeq and is a predicted model, not a curated record.
CGCUUUAAGUCAACAGUCGCUCGAUAUUCUUAUAGCAAGCCACUACAAAAUCUCUAAAAGAAGGAAAAACAUGUCUCUGACAAUUACCAAAGAUGUUUCCACCCCUGAGCUCAAGGAUCUGAGCACCGUGCGCAAUGAACAAAAGGAGUUGAAUCUCUCUCCAGUGCAUCGGUUGAAUGUGAGCCAUGCCACGGCAACAUUUGGCAUGGGAUGUUUCUGGGGCGCUGAAUCGCUGUAUGGCGCAACGCGGGGAGUGCUGCGUACCACAGUGGGCUAUGCCGGCGGCAGCUCCGAAUUGCCAACGUACCGUAAAAUGGGUGACCACACGGAGGUUCUGGAAAUCGACUAUGAUCCCACGGUGAUCAGUUUCAAGGACCUGCUUGACCUGUUCUGGAACAACCAUGAGUACGGUCUGACCACGCCUAUUAAACGUCAAUAUGCCUCGUUGAUUCUCUAUCACGAUGAUAACCAGAAGCAAAUUGCUGAAGCCUCCAAAUUGGAAGAACAGGAGCGUCGUGCUCCGGAGGUGAUUACCACGGACAUUGCACCCAAGGAGAACUUUUAUGCGGCUGAGGCUUACCAUCAAAAGUACAGACUGCAGGGUCAUAAGGAUCUGGCCGCUUCCCUUAAUCUCAACACCCAACUGUUGCAGAGCAGCUAUGUGGCCACUAAACUGAACGGUUAUCUGGCUGGAGUCGGAGGCAUCGAGCAGUUCAAGUCUGAGGUGGACACUAUGGGACUGACUCCCACCCAGCGUCAAUAUUGCAACUAUCACAUUGAGCAGAACGAGGGCCAGGGUCUCUACUGCUGACCGCGAUUCAUAGACGUUAAGCGUAGAUCUUAUACUUAGGGGGUAAUACGAGUACUACAGAAUAUUAUUAAUUUUAACACUGUGCUUGACUUUUAACUUUUUGUUUAUGUUUAAAACAAAGUGUGUAUUAUUUAGACUUAAAUGAAUAUGAUAAUAAUAAAAAUAAACAACCUAACUCUA